AUGAAGAUCACAUACUUCCCCACCGCCAUCUUGGCCCUCCUCCUGAGUUCCCUUCCCGUGGCUCUAGCUAGAGACCACUACAAGGCGGAAUACAGGUGCACAUUGUGGUCCCGCCGCUGCGCUGCCAACGGCAAUUCGGUCUUGGAAUGCGUCCAAGACGUCGACGUCUACUACUACUGGACGCAACAAGAGUUUUGCCAGCACGGGUGUGAAGACGCCCACUGUAUCGACAAGGCUUGGAACGACAUGGUCGACUCCUACGAUGCAAGGAAGGCGGGAAAAGACUUUGUCCCAUUUGAAGGUUAG
This is a messenger RNA of Alternaria atra, 306 nucleotides long. RefSeq lists its product as uncharacterized. The transcript has 2 exons. The coding region runs from base 1 to 306 and encodes 101 amino acids. NCBI's taxonomy places the organism in Eukaryota, Fungi, Ascomycota, Dothideomycetes, Pleosporales, Pleosporaceae. The record is from RefSeq and is a predicted model, not a curated record.